AUGCUGCCGUCUGGAUUGACGGCGAACGUCUUGCCGCUGUCUACCACCGACCCGUCGGGACCCACAAUGGUGCCGUUGGGAGGAGUCGAUCACCGUGCCGUUGGGCAGCAGCGUGUAGUCCUGCCCCAACGACACACUGCCGUCAGGGUUCACGCCUCCGCCGCUGCCAGUGCCUCCGCCGCUGCCAGUGCUUCCGCCGGUGCCCGUGCUUCCGCCGGUGCCCGUGCCUCCGCCCGUGCCCGUGCCUCCGCCGGUGCCCGUGCCUCCGCCCGUGCCCGUGCCUCCGCCGGUGCCCGUGCCUCCGCCGGUGCCCGUGCCUCCGCCGGUGCCCGUGCCUCCGCCGCCGCCCGUGCCUCCGCCGCCGCCCGUGCCUCCGCCGCCGCCCGUGCCUCCGCCGCCGCCAGUGCUUCCGCCGCCGCCAGUUCCUCCGCCGCCGCCAGUUCCUCCGCCGCCGCCAGUGCUUCCGCCGCCACCAGUUCCUCCGCCGCCGCCAGUGCUUCCGCCGCCGCCAGUGCUUCCGCCGCCGCCAGUUCCUCCGCCGCCGCCAGUGCUUCCGCCGCCGCCAGUUCCUCCGCCGCCGCCAGUGCUUCCGCCGCCGCCAGUUCCUCCGCCGCCGCCAGUUCCUCCGCCGCCGCCAGUGCUUCCGCCGCCACCAGUGCUUCCGCCGCCGCCAGUUCCUCCGCCGCCGCCAGUUCCUCCGCCGCCGCCAGUUCCUCCGCCGCCGCCAGUUCCUCCGCCGCCGCCAGUUCCUCCGCCGCCGCCAGUUCCUCCACCGCCGCCAGUGCUUCCGCCGCCGCCAGUGCUUCCGCCGCCGCCAGUUCCUCCGCCGCCGCCAGUGCUUCCGCCGCCGCCAGUGCUUCCGCCGCCGCCAGUUCCUCCGCCGCCGCCAGUGCUUCCGCCGCCGCCAGUUCCUCCGCCGCCGCCAGUGCUUCCGCCGCCGCCAGUUCCUCCGCCGCCGCCAGUGCUUCCGCCGCCGCCAGUUCCUCCGCCGCCGCCAGUACUUCCGCCGCCGCCAGUGCUUCCGCCGCCGCCAGUGCUUCCGCCGCCGCCAGUUCCUCCGCCGCCGCCAGUGCUUCCGCCGCCGCCAGUUCCUCCGCCGCCGCCAGUUCCUCCGCCGCCGCCAGUUCCUCCGCCGCCGCCGGUGCUCCCGCCGCCGCCGGUGCCUCCGCCGCUACCCGAUCCGCCCGUCGGGUUGAAUGA
This is a messenger RNA of Closterium sp. Yama58-4, 1200 nucleotides long. The record is from the annotation of a GenBank genome assembly. NCBI's taxonomy places the organism in Eukaryota, Viridiplantae, Streptophyta, Zygnematophyceae, Desmidiales, Closteriaceae.